UUUUAGUUUCAAAUCAACGUCGUUCGCAUAUUCAUCAAAAAAGUUCUUUAAAAAAUCUUGAUGAAAUUCUUGAAAAUAUUAGUAGAAUACAAAAUCCAACACGUAUUUUACAUGAUAUAGCAACACCAGAAUUACCUACAACAUCAGGACAUAAAAAUUCAGAUAUUCUCUAUUUAACUAUUGGUAUUAUAGCUGGAAUUUUAUUAAUUUUAAUUAUUAUACUUAUUGUUAUGUGUAUAUUAAGAAUUUUACAACGAAAAAAAUUUAUCGCUCAUGUUAAAUCAGCAAAUGGUUCCGAUUAUUAUUGUGAUGGAUUACAUAAAAAUUUAAAUCCUGAUUAUGCAACAACACCUUGUUUACAACAUGGUGUUGUUGCUGUUGAUGGAAAAUUAAUACCAUUUACUUAUCCAACAAAUACAAAACAACCUAUUCUAUGGAAUGGACAAAAUCCUUUACCACAUAGUUCAACAGGAAUAACAACAACGGAUAAUGGUACAAUACGUUUAAAUACAAAUCCAAUGAAUCGUUUAGAAAAUGAAAAUACAAAUGAUACACAAGAAAAUUUUUAUCAUACUUUAACACCAUUUAGUACACAUAGUCAUUAUGAAGAACAUGCAUGUACACAUAAUCAACCACCUGUAUUUGGUUAUACAAGUGAACGUUCAAAUGGUCCAACAUGUCCACUUCAUAAUCAUCAUCAUAUAAUAAAUUAUCCAUCUGAUACAUUUCCUUUAAAAACUUCUUUAAAUAAUAAUAAUAAUAAUAAAGAUACUUUAACAAAUAAAAAAAUCAAUGGGAUUGUUUUAUCAUCACAACAAACAAAUGGAAUACAAUUUCAUCAUUUACAUCAUCAUCAUGCAACAUGUCAACGACAUCAAAAAUCUAAACUUAUAACAACACCAAUUGUUAAUGAAAAUGAUCAACAAAAUGAUUUAUGUGAUCGAAGUUUUUCAUCAUCAUCAGCUGGUGGUGCUGGACAUUAUUGUACACAUUCAUCAAAUGAUUCAACACGUCCAUUAAUUAAUUCAAUUCCUCAUCAACAAACAAAUGAUAAUAAUAAUAAUAAUAAUAAUAAUAAUAAUGAAAAUUUUAAACAUUCAGCAUCAUCAAGUACAGGCUCAUCAUCACAUUCAUCAAGUGGUAUUGGUUCAACAAUUGAAUCUCCUUAUAAUCAUUGGAAAUAUUUAACACCGUUAACUAUAACAACUAAUGAUAAAAAUCAUUCGAUAACAGAUAAUAAAACUUUAUUAUCAUCAAAAGAACAUUCAGUAACAACGAAAAUAAUUGAGCCAGUAUCAAUAUCAUGA
Molecule: messenger RNA, 1307 nt
Organism: Rotaria sordida
Lineage: Eukaryota; Metazoa; Rotifera; Eurotatoria; Philodinida; Philodinidae
Source: the annotation of a GenBank genome assembly